UUUACUUUUAAAUCAAACGAAAUUUGAAUUAGGGGAAUCCCGGUUAAGUUCCUGAUAGAACAUUGAAGAACUACAACACAAUGGCAGAAUCAACUACAAAAAAUGAAUCAAUAGCUCUUUAUCGAUACUUGUGUCAGAAUAUUGUUGGAACAGAAGAGCACGUGAAAACAGUAAGAAUGCUGAACACUAUAAGAGACAAUUUGUCAUACGACCAAGAAACUGCAACAAUCACUAGCGGAAGUCGAGGGGAGGGAAUUGAGAUGAAAGGAAGUGAUUUAGAUAUCAUGCGUACCAUUAGAUAUAUUGAGGUUUGUGAAAACACAGACAUUCGUUUCAAACACGAAAAAACGUAUUUUAUCAUGGAAACAGAAGAUACAAAGCCGGGUUUCACUCAGUUGCGUUUAGUGUACACUAAUCAUGGUACUCCUGUAAAUAUCUUUGAACAAUGUGAAGAGAUCGGAGAUGAAUGCUACUUUUCAAAUUUCAAAUUUAAACGGAAGUUUACAGGUUGUGUAUGGUCAACUGUUCAUGGACCGUGUUUAAAUGACGAAAGCGGACAAUAUGAUAUAGCAUACUAUUUACGUUGUAAAUCAUGGAUAACACAGGCAAAGCAUUGGAUUAGAAGACCAAAUAAUUCAUGGCCAGAAGACGAUGUUAAACAGGCUAUAAUUAAGCAUGGAAUUCUCUUUGUUCCAAUAGGUGAUAAAGGUUCCAUCAAAGAAGAUUUAGAAUGGCGUAUAUCGUUUUCCGUUGCAGAAAAAUUUCUUAUUUAUACAUUUACACAUACACAACUAUUAUGUUAUGCUCUCAUGAAAAUUAUAUUAAAAGACGUAAUAAACAAAAAAGAAUUUCUUUCGGAAGAAAAUAUUAGAGAAAAUAGCCCAGACUUAUUGUGUUCAUACUUCCUGAAAACAAUUGUAUUUUGGGUAUCUGAAGAACUACCACCAUCAAUAUGGAAGACUUCCACGAUCGAAGUUAACAUCGAUUUGGCAGACAUCAACAAAAUGGCAGAAUCAGCAACAGUAAACGAAUCACUAGCUCUGUAUGGGUAUAUAUGCCAGAACAUUGUUGGAACAGAGGAGCAUGUUAAAUAUUUCAGAAUGAUGAACUCCAUGAGAGACAACUUAACAUGCGAUCAAUGUUGGACAACAAUUACUAGUGGCAGUUUUGGAGAGGGACUUGACCUGAAAGAUAGCGUUGUAGAUAUUAUGUCAAUAAUGAAUUGCUUUGAGGUCGUUGAAGAAUUAAAUAUUAUUUUUAAACCUAAUAUGACGUAUUUUACAAUGGCAACGGAAGCUACGAAAACAGGUUACCCACAGUUCUAUAAGAGAAACCAGUACAGUGUAGCUAUUACCAUCCUUCAGUACUCGUUACUAAAAUGUUCACCCGAUAAACUUUGUUUAGGUUCUCGCCUGACAUCAAGCAAGGAAGAUUAA
Molecule: messenger RNA, 1436 nt
Organism: Mytilus trossulus (common blue mussel)
Lineage: Eukaryota; Metazoa; Mollusca; Bivalvia; Mytilida; Mytilidae
Exons: 4
Coding region: 81-1436 (451 amino acids)
Source: RefSeq, a predicted model, not a curated record